This is a messenger RNA of Dreissena polymorpha, 8533 nucleotides long. RefSeq lists its product as uncharacterized. Lineage: Eukaryota; Metazoa; Mollusca; Bivalvia; Myida; Dreissenidae. The record is from RefSeq and is a predicted model, not a curated record. The coding region runs from base 34 to 6855 and encodes 2273 amino acids. The transcript has 11 exons.
ACUGUGUCUAGUACAUCUCCAGAAAUCAGUACCAUGAUGACUACUGAAAACAGCACACCAUCAGUCAACACGUCUCCAAAAUUGCCUAGUGCAUCUCCAAACAUCAGUACCAUGAUGACUACUGAAAGCGGCACACUAUCAGUCAAUACAUCUCCAACUGUGUCUAGUACAUCUCCAGACAUCAGUACCAUGACGACCACUGAAAGCAGCACACCAUCAGUCAACACGUCUCCAACAUUGACCAGUACAUCUCAAGUCAUCAGUACCAUGAUGACUAUUGAAAGCAGCUCACCAUCAGUCAACACGUCUCCAACUGUGUCUAGUACAUCUCCAGACAUCAGUACUAUGAUUACUACUGAAAGCAGCACAUCAUCAGUCAUCACGUCUCCAACUGUGUCUAGUACAUCACCAUACAUCAAUACCAUGAUGACUGCUGAAAGCAGGACUCCAUCAGUCAACACAUCUCCAACAUUGUCUAGCACAUCUCCAUACAUCAGUACCACGAUGACUUCUGAAAGAAGCACACCAUCAGUCAACACGUCUCCAACUGUGUCUAGUACAUCUACAUACAUCAAUACCAUGAUGACCACUGAAAGCAGCACACCAUCAGUCAACACGUCUCCAAUAUUGUCUAGUACAUCUAUAGACAUCAGUACCAUGAUGACUACUGAAAGCAGCACACCAUCAGUCAACACGUCUCCAAUAAUGUCUAGUACAUCUCCAGACAUCAAUACCAUGAUGACUACUGAAAGCAGCGCACCAUCAGUCAACACGUCUCCAUCUGGGUCUAGUACAUCUCCAGACAUCAGUACCAUGAUGACUACUGAAAGCAGCACAACAUCAGUCAACACGUCGCCAACUGUGUCUAGUACAUCUCCAGACAUCAAUAUCAUGAUGACUACUGGAAGCAGCUCACCAUCAGUCAACACGUCUCCAACUGUGUCUAGUACAUCUCCAGACAUCAGUACCAUUAUCACUUCUGAAAGCAGCACACCAUCGGUCAACACGUCUCCAACAAUGGCUGGUACAUCUCCAGACAUCGGUACCAUGAUGACUUCUGAAAGUAGCUCACCAUCAGUCAACACGUCUCAAACAUUGUCUAGUACAUCUCCAGGCAUCAGUACCAUGAUGACUACUGAAAGCAACACACUAUCAGUCAACACGUCUCCAACAUUUUCUAGUACAUCUCCAUAUAUCAGUACCAUGACGACCACUGAAAGCAGCACACCAUCAGUCAACGCGACUGCAAAAUUGUCUAGUACAUCUCCAGACAUCAGUACCAUGAUGACUACUGAAAGCAGCACUCCAUCAGUCAACACAUCUCCAACUGUGUCUAGUACAUCUCCGGAUAUCAGUACCAUGAUGACUUCUGAAAGCAGCACACCACCAGUCAACACGUCUCCAACUGUGUCUAGUACAUCUCCAGACAUCAGUACCAUGAUGACUACUGAAAGCAGCACACCAUCAAUCAACACGUCUCAAACAAUGUCUAGUACAUCUCCAGACAUCAGUACCAUGAUGACUUCUGAAAACAGCACACCACCAGUCAACACGUCUCCAACCGUGUCUAGUACAUCUCCAGACAUCAGUACCAUGAUGACAACUGAAAGCAGCACACCAUCAAUCAACACGUCUCCAACAUUGCCUAGUGCAUCUUCAGAAAUCAGUACCAUGAUGACUACUGAAAGCAGCACACUAUCAGUCAAUACAUCUCCAACUGUGUCUAGUACAUCUCCAGACAUCAGUACCAUGACGACCACUGAAAGCAGCACACCAUCAGUCAACACGUCUCCAACAUUUUCCAGUACAUCUCAAGUCAUCAGUACCAUGAUGACUAUUGAAAGCAGCUCACCAUCAGUCAACACGUCUCCAACUGUGUCUAGUACAUCUCCAGACAUCAGUACUAUGAUUACUACUGAAAGCAGCACAUCAUCAGUCAUCACGUCUCCAAAAGUGUCUAGUACAUCUCCGGAUAUAAGUACCAUGAUGACAUCUGAAAACAGUACACCACCAGUCAACACGUCUCCAACUGUGUCUAGUACAUCUCCAGAAAUCAGUACCAUGAUGACUACAGAAAGCAGCACACCAUUUGUCAACACGUCUCCAACUGUGUCUAGUACAUCGCCAGACAUCAGUACCAUGAUGACUUCUGAAAACAGGACACCACCAGUCAACACGUCUCCAACAUUGCCUAGUGCAUCUCCGGACAUCAGUACCAUGAUGACUACUGAAAGCAGCACACCAUCAGUCAACACAUCUCCAACUGUGUCCAGUACAUCUCCAGACAUCAGUACCAUAACGACCACUGAAAUCAGCACACCAUCAGUCAACACGUCUCCAACAUUGUCCAGUACAUCUCAAGAUAUCAGUACCACGAUGACUAUUGAAAGCAGCUCACCAUUAGUCAACACGUCUCCAACUGUGUCUAGUACAUCUCCAGACAUCAGUACCAUGAUUACUGCUGAAAGCAGCACAUCAUCAGUCAUCACGUCUCCAACUGUGUCUAGUACAUAUCCAUACAUCAAUACCAUGAUGACUGCUGAAAGCAGCACUCUAUCAGUCAACACAUCUCCAGCUGUGUCUAGUAAAUCUCCGGAUAUCAGUACCAUGAUGACUAUUGAAAGCAGCACUCCAUCAGUCAACACAUCUCCAACUGUGUCUCGUACAUCUCCAGAUAUCAGUACCAUGAUGACUAUUGAAAGCAGCACUCCAUCAGUCAACACGUCUCCAACUGUGUCUAGUACAUCUCCAGACAUCAGUACUAUGAUUACUACUGAAAGCAGCACAUCAUCAGUCAUCACGUCUUCAACUGUGUCUAGUACAUCUCCAUACAUCAAUACCAUGAUGACUGCUGAAAGCAGCACUCUAUCAGUCAACACAUCUCCAACUGUGUCUAGUACAUCUCCGGAUAUCAGUACCAUGAUGACUUCUGAAAACAGCACACCACCAGUCAACACGUCUCCAACUCUGUCUAGUACAUCUCCAGAAAUCAGUACCAUGAUGACUACUGAAAGCAGCACUCCAUCAGUCAACACGUCUCAAACAAUGUCUAGUACGUCUCCAGACAUUAGUACCAUGAUGACUUCUGAAAACAGCACACCAUCAGUCAACACAUCUCCAAAUGUGUCUAGUGCAUCUCCAGACGUCAGUACCAUGAUGACUACUGAAAGCAGCACACUAUCAGUCAAUACAUCUCCAACUGUAUCUAGUACAUCUCCAGACAUCAGUACCAUAACGACCACUGAAAGCAGCACACCAUCAGUCAACACGUCUCCAACAUUGUCCAAUACAUCUCAAGUCAUCAGUACCAUGAUGACUUUUGAAAGCAGCUCACCAUCAGUCAACACGUCUCCAACUGUGUCUAGUACAUCUCCAGACAUCAGUACUAUGAUUACUACUGAAAUCAGCACAUUAUCAGUCAUCACGUCUCCAACUGUGUCUAGUACAUCACCAUACACCAAUACCAUGAUGACUGCUGAAAGCAGGACUCCAUCAGUCAACACAUCUCCAACAUUGUCUAGUACAUCUCCAUACAUCAGUACCACGAUGACUUCUGAAAGAAGCACACCAUCAGUCAACACGUCUCCAACUGUGUCUAGUACAUCUGCAUACAUCAAUACCAUGAUGACCACUAAAAGCAGCACACCAUCAGUCAACACGUCUCCGAUAUUGUCUAGUACAUCUAUAGACAUCAGUACCAUGAUGACUACUGAAAGCAGCACACCAUCAGUCAACACGUCUCCAAUAUUGUCUAGUACAUCUCCAGACAUCAGUACCAUGAUGACUUCUGAAAGCAGCGCACCAUCAGUCAACACGUUUCCAACUGGGUCUAGUACAUCUCCAGACAUCAGUACCAUGAUGACUACUGAAAGCAGCACAACAUCAGUCAACACGUCGCCAACUGUGUCUAGUACAUCUCCAGACAUCAAUACCAUGAUGACUACUGAAAGCGGCUCACCAUCAGUCAACACGUCUCCAACUGUGUCUAGUGCAUCUCCAGACAUCAGUACCAUGAUGACUACUGAAAGCAGCACACUAUCAGUCAAUACAUCUCCAACUGUGUCUAGUACAUCUCCAGACAUCAGUACCAUAACGACCACUGAAAGCAGCACACCAUCAGUCAACACGUCUCCAACAUUGUCCAGUACAUCUCAAGAUAUCAGUACCACGAUGACUAUUGAAAGCAGCUCACCAUUAGUCAACACGUCUCCAACUGUGUCUAGUACAUCUCCAGACAUCAAUACCAUGAUUACUGCUGAAAGCAGCACAUCAUCAGUCAUCACGUCUCCAACUGUGUCUAGUACAUAUCCAUACAUCAAUACCAUGAUGACUGCUGAAAGCAGCACUCUAUCAGUCAACACAUCUCCAGCUGUGUCUAGUAAAUCUCCGGAUAUCAGUACCAUGAUGACUAUUGAAAGCAGGACUCCAUCAGUCAACACAUCUCCAACUGUGUCUAGUACAUCUCCAGAUAUCAGUACCAUGAUGACUAUUGAAAGCAGCACACCAUCAGUCAACACGUCUCCAACUGUGUCUAGUACAUCUCCAGACAUCAGUACUAUGAUUACUACUGAAAGCAGCACAUCAUCAGUCAUCACGUCUUCAACUGUGUCUAGUACAUCUCCAUACAUCAAUACCAUGAUGACUGCUGAAAGCAGCACUCUAUCAGUCAACACAUCUCCAACUGUGUCUAGUACAUCUCCGGAUAUCAGUACCAUGAUGACUUCUGAAAACAGCACACCACCAGUCAACACGUCUCCAACUCUGUCUAGUACAUCUCCAGAAAUCAGUACCAUGAUGACUACUGAAAGCAGCACUCCAUCAGUCAACACGUCUCAAACAAUGUCUAGUACAUCUCCAGACAUUAGUACUAUGAUGACUUCUGAAAACAGCACACCAUCAGUCAACACAUCUCCAAAUGAGUCUAGUGCAUCUCCAGACAUCAGUACCAUGAUGACUACUGAAAGCAGCACACUAUCAGUCAAUACAUCUCCAACUGUGUCUAGUACAUCUCCAGACAUCAGUACCAUAACGACCACUGAAAGCAGCACACCAUCAGUCAACACGUCUCCAACAUUGUCCAGUACAUCUCAAGUCAUCAGUACCAUGAUGACUAUUGAAAGCAGCUCACCAUCAGUCAACACGUCUCCAACUGUGUCUAGUGCAUAUCCAGACAUCAGUACUAAGAUUACUACUGAAAUCAGCACAUCAUCAGUCAUCACGUCUCCAACUGUGUCUAGUACAUCACCAUACAUCAAUACCAUGAUGACUGCUGAAAGCAGGACUCCAUCGGUCAACACAUCUCCAACAUUGUCUAGUACAUCUCCAUACAUCAGUACCACGAUGACUUCUGAAAGAAGCACACCAUCAGUCAACACGUCUCCAACUGUGUCUAGUACAUCUGCAUACAUCAAUACCAUGAUGACCACUAAAAGCAGCACACCAUCAGUCAACACGUCUCCGAUAUUGUCUAGUACAUCUAUAGACAUCAGUACCAUGAUGACUACUGAAAGCAGCUUACCAUCAGUCAACACGUCUCCAAUAUUGUCUAGUACAUCUCCAGACAUCAGUACCAUGAUGACUUCUGAAAGCAGCGCACCAUCAGUCAACACGUCUCCAACUGGGUCUAGUACAUCUCCAGACAUCAGUACCAUGAUGACUACUGAAAGCAGCACAACAUCAGUCAACACGUCGUCAACUGUGUCUAGUACAUCUCCAGACAUCAAUACCAUGAUGACUACUGAAAGCAGCUCACCAUCAGUCAACACGUCUCCAACUGUGUCUAGUACAUCUCCAGACAUCAGUACCAUGAUGACUACUGAAAGCAGCACACCAUCGGUCAACACGUCUCCAACAAUGGCUGGUACAUCUCCAGACAUCGGUACCAUGAUGACUUCUGAAAGUAGCUCACCAUCAGUCAACACGUCUCUUACUGUGUCUGGUACAUCUUUAGGCAUCAGUACCGUGAUGACUUCAGCAAGUAGUACACACGCGAGCAGCAAUCCAUCGAUCAACCCGUCUCUUACUUCGACUAGUCCUUUUAUGUAUAUCGGUGACAUGACGACCCCGUUAGUCAGCGCGCCAUCAGUCAUUACAUUUCAAACUCCGUCGAUGACCUCUUACGUCACCGACGAACAAACUACAAUUGAAAAUACGAAUCCUCCUUUUACUCAAUAUCCGGUGUUGCGUCCGGAUUUAGGAUUUGCAGUAUAUGUGGUGGAAUUUGUUCUUGUAAUUAACGCAAGAUAUGACCCUUUAAUUGAAAAGGAUGAGAGUUUCUUGGAGGAUCUUCGCACUAAGUUGAACACGAACAUGUUCAAUAACACACCAGGUUACAGCUUUACAUUCAGCUUUAGUGAAGGAAGCAUAAAAUGCCACAUUGAGGCGAGAUUUAAUCAAAGUGCAGUGAUGAUUGCAAAUAAAAACAUCACGACGGUUCUUCAACAAAUUGACGAUAACGUACGGUCGAUUCGAAACAUCUCAACAACACGUGGGGAAGUAAAAACACUGGAUCUGCAACAAAAUGUUAAAGAUAUAAGAGCGAGAGUAAUGGCCCUCAAAGACCAAUGCAGCCUUAUCACAGGCGCGUGCCUGCCAGAUUAUGAAUUAACAUGCCUUAACGGUGACGUGUCACGGGGCUCUUGUGUGCACAAAUGCGUCACAACUCAGUCAAUUGACUAUUGUGGCAACCAUGGGACCUGCUUCUAUGACUUUGGAAACGAUGCACUGGCUUGCAAGUGCGAUCAGACAUCAUACCACGUGUAUCACGGGUCACGCUGCGACGAGAUGACAGCAACCCAGAAGUAUGUGCUCACCAUGUCAUUGGGGAUAGGGGAGGCGUGGUGUUCGUCCUGCUGAUCAUCAUCAUAUGUGUGUGCAUCCGCAAUUAUAGGAACAGGAAUAAACACAACAUCAGUGAUUAUGGUGUAUCUAGAUGGGAUGAGCCACCGACAGGCCGUAUAGCGACACUAAAGGAUCUCAGUUUCCGAUCCCAUCCAGGCAAAACAGGGUCGACAUACGGGCGUUACCACCGAACACCGGGUCAUGUCAACAUGGCAUUUGAACCUGUAUUUAGCGGAAGUGGGCGUUUGCGCCAAGGAAUGUACCUCCCCUCACCGGACGAAGAUGACUUCUACAACACGCCGUCAUUUAUGCGCAUAGAUCCCGCAGCUGAUGGUGGAACCACUUCAAUCGAAUACCCACAACAACAUUUCUUUGAUGGGACCGAAAGCCUGGUAGCGUUAUAGUGUACUCUAUUCAAAGACCACGGGUGUCGAAACGACCCAACGAGAUUUACAGACAACUUUAUUCCGACACCCAUUCAGAAUUUCCCAAAGACAGAUCUAGACAGAUGUCGAAAGGACCACAACCAUCAUCUGGAAUUGAAAUAAGAACAAUGUUGUAGUGAGCUUUUGUGAGUGUGUAUGGUGCAUAUCAAGGUCAUUAACCCAUGUAUGUCUAGUGGACUCUUCCAUCCUUCAAAAUUGGAUCAAUUUAUUUCCAAAAUUAGGGAUGUCUAGUAUAUUUAUUUCUAUAUUUAGAAUAUUUCUUACAGAAAUUCCUUUAAGCAAACAGCGCAGACCCAGAUGAGACGCCGCAUCAUGCGGUGUCUGAUCUGGGUCUACGCUGUUUGCCAAGGCCUUUUUUCUAGACGCUAGGCAUAAAUGGGAUAAUCGAACUGCAAUUAGGAUUUGUAUCCCGUUAGGCCACCAAGAACGGCCUUUGUGUCAUAAUUUGUUUGCAAUUUUUUUGUAGUAUAUAGCUUUGACCAUAUAAUUAUUUUGUCGUAAAAUAUGUUUUAAUCCUGGCAAAUAUUUCUAUGUGAAUAGGUUCGUAAAUGCAUUGUAACACACAUGUAGCUUGCGAUUGGUAAAUAAUUGAUUUAAUUUGCAUUACAAGUGCAAACAUUUUCUGAGGCAAAAUUUGUCUUAAUAGACUGUUUCGGACUAACAAGAAAGAAACUGAUAGCCUUAUCAUGCCAAGAGAAUAUCAUCCCCAUUAAACGCUUUUAGUACAACACGUAAUUAUUGUGUAAAAAUGUUUUAUUGCGUUCAUACGUAAUCGGAAAUUUUAUGUUGAAUAUCAACCGGUGCUUAUCUUCCAGAAUCUCCCGUAAGAAAAUUUUAAUCUCAUUUGUUUAUUAAUUCAAUCUUGACUUUCAUAUUUGAAUAAUCAUAAAUCAUAUAUGUUUAUAUUUAUAUUUCAAUCAUUUGAAAUCUUCAAUCAUUCACACAGAGAGAUAAUCGCUGGUUGAUGCCAUACUAUAUUUUUUUAAGUCAUCUUUAUAUGCUUUACAGUUGGUUCAAUUGUAUAAUUUGAACAAAUUUUUUAUCUAAGUUGGUUAUCAUUUUAAGGACAUGAAAUUAUUUCAUCUUACAUAUUUUAAGUUUGUGUAUAUAUUCGCAUCAGAUGUGGAAAAACGCGUUCUAUCUUUAUUGGUAAAAUAUGUGGUGUUUAUGUAUACAUUUUAAAGUAUAAAUAUCAAAUAAUCUAGCUAGAUAUAGAUCAAAAUGUUGUCAAUAAAAACUGUUGUUGA